This is a messenger RNA of Closterium sp. NIES-65, 10113 nucleotides long. NCBI's taxonomy places the organism in Eukaryota, Viridiplantae, Streptophyta, Zygnematophyceae, Desmidiales, Closteriaceae. The record is from the annotation of a GenBank genome assembly.
AUGCCGGCCACAGGAAUUAACACGACGGGAAUCACCAUGGACGACGAUGAUUGGCUGGACGAUCCCGGCGGCGAUCCCGAAAAGCGCAAGCAGCAGCAGCAGGAGCGGAGAGGACCUGGAAAAGGUGGCCGUUGGUUUCCGUCGGCUGAGGAGGAGGAUGCGGAGGAGGUAGGCGGCGCGGAUGGUGGUAUCGGCGCGGGAAGCAAACCGAGUCGCCUUUCCGCUGACGCUAACGCUGACGUUCUCGCGGUUGCGGAUUGGGGCCGCGCGCCGCCCUCGAGAUUGCCGUGGGGCGACUACGGCGAUGACGUGGACCCGUCGCGCGAGUCGUCGUCGGUGCUGAGGGCGGAGCGCGGGAAGGAGACGGGGGGACGGGACGCGCGUGACAGUAACGAGCGGCCGUCGCCGCCGUCUCCGACGGCUUCAGGUGAGGCUGAUGUGAAGUGGGAGGGGGGAGCAACAAAGAACGAGGCGCUGUAUUUGUCGGGCGGCAGUGCCAGCCAUGAUGAAUGCGUCGCUCGGCUCUCUCUCCCAUUCCCGUCUUCCCUGCCAACUCUUCUCCCCCCUUCCCCCGCGCUCUUUCCGUGCGCUCUCUUCCCCCGCGCUCUUCCCUUGCGCUCUUUCCGCUCGCGCCCUUCCCCCGUGCCCGUGCGCCCUCCGCUUUAUGCAGGCUCCGAUGCUAGCACAGGCACCGGCCGCUCGCGCCAGAAGGGUGCGGCGGGCGCAGCAGCCGCGGCGGCUGCAGCGUGGCGCAAGCGGAGCGGGCGCAGCUCGUUCCGCCUUGGCGGCUCCAGGCGGGGAGAGGGCGCGGGGGAGAGCGAACGCGAGGGGGAGAAAGAGGGGAAGGCGCAGGCGGAAGGGACGGACGCGGAAGGGGGGAAGAGAAAGAUGGGGGGAAGGGCGUCGAAAAGAGGUGCGGAAUCAACUGCGGGGGAAGGGGAUGAGACCUCGGAGGGGCAAAUGCGCGCGCGCACUCCCCGCACUGCGCGCACUCCCCGGACUCCGCGCACUCCGCGCACGCCGCACACACCCAGAACGCCCCGCACCCCCCGUAGCCUUGCGCACGCGCACAGCCACGCGCGUAAUGCGCGCACGCCACGGUCCCGCGGGCCCACCACGCCUGGCGGCAGGCGCAGCAGAAGCAGGGGGAACGCGGAGGGGUGGGGGGAGGGGAACGCGGGAUGGAAGAGAGGGGAAGAGGGGGACGAUGAGGAUACGGUGGGGGAGGGUAGGGGGGCGCAGAGACGAGGGGGGGGCAGUAGGUAUGGGAGAGGCGGUGCUGGGGUAGGUAGUACUGGUGACGGUGCUGCUGCUGAUGGUAGUGUUGGUUGGGGUGGGGGAGGGAGCAGUGGGGACGAGGAAGGGGAGGAGGGGGUGACAGGAGCUGGUGUGAGGUUGGGGGGGAGGAGGAGGGGGGGGAGUAGGGGGAGCGGGGGGAGUGAUGCGCGGUGGUGGCGGAAUAUGUCUAGAGAUGGGGACAUGGGGAGUGAGAGUGAGAAAGGGGAGGGGGAGGAGGGGAUGGAGGGAGGGAAGGAGAAGGCAGGCAGGCAGAACGGCGCAAUGAGCAAGCGUAGCAGCGGUGCUGCUGCCAGUGGGGGCGGUAGUGGUGCUGGCAGCAGGAGCGAGCAUGCAAGAAGCGGCGGUGACACUGAUGCUGAUGCAGGCUCUGAUGCCACCGCAGCAGCAGCUGCAGCAGCAGCGGCAGACUUUCCCCCAAGCGGCGGCAGCAACAAGAGCACAGAGAGCCGUCAGCAGCAGCAGCAGCAGCGAAACUCGUUUGCGCUUGGGUUGGACCAUAGCCGCUUCCUGAGCCGGGUGUAUGGCAGUGAGAGCAGCCGAGGUGAUGCAGGGCCGGGGGGAAGCUACAACUGGCGCACAGAGGAUGCGGGGCAUGGGGGAACCGGUGGGGGGGGUGGAGAGAGUGGGGAAAAUGGAGCGGUGGCGGGGAGUGAAAAGCGGUUCUGGUGGGAGACGGGUGCGGUUGGGAGAAAGGAUGAGGGAGAGGGAGAGGUGUUUGGAGCGAGAGUGGGAGAUUUGGGUGUGGGUUUGGGAGGGGCGUUUGGAGGAGGGAGAGGUGCGCAUGCGCAGAUUGGGGCAGGGGUGGUUGGGGAGAGUUUGUUUUUGAGGCGGUUGCGGAACAGCUAUGGGGGGGAGAAGGACGUUGAUUACUGCAGUACUGGCAACGCGAGUGUGGGGGGCGGGGGUGAUGAUGCUUCCCAUGCUACCCAGAUGCAUAAUCGUGCACCUGAGGAUGCUGCUGGUAGUGCUGAUGGGAAUGGUGAUGGUGGUGGGAAUGGCGAUGGUGGUGGUUAUGGUGAUGGGCAGAAUGAGCAUGUUGAGCAUGGUGAGUAUGGUGAGUAUGAUGGCAGGCAUGAUGACAAGCGCUAUGACUAUGACAAUCACACGCCUCCUGCUGCUGCCAGCUCUGCGGUGCUGACUGCUGCCAUAACCAUGCUCAACAAGCCCCUGUCCCCUGUCAAGCCCCCCGGCACCCCUUCCUCCCGCUCCCCCCGCAUCGCCUCCCUCCGCUCCCCCCGUUCCCCCGCCUCCUUGUCCGCGCGCCCUUCCCCCCCUCUCUCCCCGCUCUCCCCCCGCGCCCCCCUCCCCGCACCUGACACCUCCCCUGAACACGCUGCUUCGUUCCCGCUUGACCUACCUUCGUCCGCUGUUCCCCUGCCCGCCCUGCCCGCCCUGCCCGCCCUGCCUGCUCUGCCGGCGCUAUCAACAAGAGAACCUACCCUAUCUCUAUCAUCUCCCUCUGACUCCCAUGCUGCUUCUCCUCCUCCUCCCCCAUCCGCGCUUCACCCUGCUUCCUCCUCUCCCUCCGCGCUCCCUCUCGACUCCCACCACCCCGAACCGUUCUCCACACCUCUGUACCUGGAAGAGCCAUCAUCCCUGGCGCUACCUGCUGCUGCUGCUUCGGCAUCCCUUCAACCGCCCUAUACCUCCUUGCAGCCCACCUAUACCUCUCGUUAUGCUGCUCAAUACGGGGCAGGGGCAGGAGCAGGGGUAGGGGUAGGGGAAGGGGCAGCAGGGGCGGGAAGGGGUGGGAGGGCUAGAGUGGGGGUGGCAGCAGCGGCCCUAGCAGCUAUGGCGGGAGGGGGUAAGGGCAGGAAGGCUUGGUCUCGUACCACUGCUGCUGCUGCUCCUGCUGCUGCUGCUGCUGCUGCUCCUGCUGCUGCUGCUGUUGCUGCUGCUACCCCUGCUGCUGAUCUUGAUGCUGCUGCUGCUGUGGGUGAAGUGGAGGGUGGGGCGGAGAAAGGGGCAGCGGGACGGGAGGAGGGAAGGAGGGAGGAGGAGGGGCAAGGGAAGGCGAGAGUGGGAACACGGAGGAACCAGGAGGAGGAGCGGCAAAGGCUCAAGGCGCUGAUUCGCAGCAGUGAGGAGGGGGACGUGGGGGACGUGGGGGACAGUACGGGGAGCGUGGGGGGAACAGGAGUGGUGGGCCGGGCUUUUGAAAAUGAGGCGCAUGGGGUUGGCGCGAAUGGGGAUGAAGCUGAUGGGAUGAGGAGCAGCAGUGGGGGCUCAUUCGGGUGGGGCAUGCGGCUGUUGCAGCAGUCUGGUUCCGGGUGUAAAGAGGUGGAAAUUUUAGAGGGAGAUGGGGAGAGUGGCGAGGGGAGAGGAGGGGAGGAGACGGAGGGGCGUGAUGAGAGUGUGGCACGAGGGGGGGUGGUGGGCGUGACAGGGGCAGUGGCAGCAGCACACGAGCAGGAAGCAGAGAGGGACGAGGGGGGGAGAGGGGAGCGAGGAUGGGGGAGUGAAGCGGAGGGGAAGGGAGGGGAGAAGGAGAGAGAGGAAGCAGGAGCUCCGAGUUUUGAACCGUCUCGAAUUAAGAAGGAAAGGAUGGAAGCAGGGGGAGGAGGAGGUCCGGAUUACUCCCGGUUCUGGAAUCAGAGCAGGGCUAGAGCGGAGCAAGGGGAUGAAGAGGAGGAGGAGGAAGAGGAAGAGGUGGAGGAGCCUCAUUGGGAGGUGUUGAGGGACAUUCAUGAUGAAAUGGCUGCUGAGUGGCUGCGCCGUGGACUGCUGAAACGAGCACUUGGCAAAUUCUUGUUGCCUUCUGAGAAGAUAGGAUCAGGUGAUGCGUCAUCCCACCCUCAUCAUUCUCUCCACUCUCACCAGUCUCGCCAGCUUGACAAGCCGUUUGGCUCCGGCAAGGGCUUUUUCCUGCCCUCGGAAAGGAGAGGAUGGCUGAUGGGAGGGAGCGUGAAGGAGGGCGAGGAGACGGGGGAGAAGGAUGAUGUGGAGUCUGGCGAUGGGGAUAGGGAUGCUGGUGUGGAUAGAGAUGAGGGUGGGGAUGGGGAUAUGGCUAGGGAUGGCCGUUUUGAGAAGGAUGACGGAGGGAAGACGGAGGAUGAGAGCACGGAAGGCUCAGAAUCCAAGUCAGGCGAACGAGCUAAGGCAGCAGCAGCAGCAGCAGCAGCAGCAGCAGCAGCAGCAGCAGCAGCAGCAGCAGCAGAAGGAGUGGUACCACCACCGGCUGCUGAAGCUGGAUUUUCCUCACCUGACCCAUCCACAGGCGCACAUGCCCCGUGCACCCCUCACAUACAGGACAAACGCAUCUUCUUCUCCCCCUCCACCGCCUCUCCGUCCCCAAUCCCCUCUUCCACCGCCUCCCCUUCCCCUCUCUCCUCAUUCACCCCCUCCCUCUCCACACCCUCUCCCCCCACUGUCCCAUCCUCCUCCUCCUCCUCCUCCGCUUCCUCCUCGUCAGCAUCAUCAAUGGCGCCCCACACGCCUCCUCUCCCCCCGCCGCCUGGCCGUGCGCUCGUCUUCUCCCCCGCCUCGCCCUUGGAGGAGCAGCCUGAGUCGACUCAAAAGUCAAACGCGCCUCCUCUGCUCCCUCCGCCUGGCCGUGUUCUCGCCUUCUCCCCCGCCUCGCCCUUGGACGAGCACCCUGAGGGCGCUAUUUCGGAGGCGCCUCAGAGAUCGCCUCUUUUGCCGCCUCCCCCUGGCCGUGUGCUUGCCUUCUCCCCCGUCACACCCUUGGGCGAGCGGGCUGAAGAAGACCAUACUAUAAAGGCGCCUCUAGAAUCGCCUCCUCUUCCUCCUCCCCCUGGCCGUGCGCUCGUCUUUUCCCCCGCCUCGUCCUUGGACGAGCGGUGUGAGGGUGAGAGCGUGUGCGCCACAGCAACCACUGGUGCUACCCAGCAACCACUCGCCAGUGCUACUCGUGGCGGGCAGAAACUCGAAUGGCGUGCAGGGGAAGGAGGAGUUACCACGAGGGUAGCUGCGGACACACGAGCAGAUGCAAGGGCAGAGGAGAGAGCAGAGGAGAGGGCAGCGGAGGGAGAAGGGGAGAGAGAGGAGACACGAGCAGGGAAAGCAGGAACCAUGAGGAACACAGCAGCAGUGACCUCACUCCCGGAGCGGCUGUCACCUGCGCACCAUCACUACCAGCACCCAACCUCGCCCUCCCAACAAGCGGCAUCUAUAGACCUGCCCUCCCCAUCCCAACAAGCUGCUUCAGUGGACCUAACCUCCGACCUGCCCUCACCCUCGCCCUCCCAACACGCAGCAUCUCUAGACCUGCCCUCACCGUCCCAGCAGGGAGUGUCAGUGGAACUACCCUCGCCGUCCCAGCAAGGCACAUCAGUGGAGGUAUCCCCAGUGGGGUCCCAGGGAGGGCGGAUGAAGCCGUGGCGCAGCAGAAGCAUUGGCGCCCGGGCAGGCAUUCCCAGCCCCAGAGCAAGCAUUCCCAGUCCCAGGUCUCGUGAAGCGGGGACAGCAGGAGGGGCAGGAGGAGCAGGAGGGGCAGGCGGGGCAGGGGGAGGGGCUGGUGGGUCUCUGGUUAGUCCCAGGUCAGGCAGGAUAUUGAGUCCGAGAGGGGGAAUGAGCGGGGCAGGGGAGGGAGAGGAGGGCAGGGGGGGUUCCCUCUCCUCUGCCUCGUCCGCUCGCCUCGCACGCCCGCCACUCCCAGCACCCCCCAUCGCCUCCGCCUCCUUCUCCCCCUCUCUCUCUUCUGCCGCCACCACCGUCAACGCCGCUGCCGCUGCCGCCGCUGCCGCUGCUGGUGCUGGUGCUGCUGAUGGUCUUUCCAAGCCCCCAUUGACUUCCUCCUCCUCCUUUGGCUCGCUUCCUCUCUCGUCCCUGCACUCGCAGCUCUCCCUACCACGCCUACCCCGCAUCACCACCGCGGCCUCUGCUGCUGUCAAUGCUGCUGCUGCUCGUACUGGCAGCUCCAUUGCUGCUGCUGCUGCUGCUGCCGCUGCUACUGCUGCGUCCAGUGCAAGGAGUCGCAGUGAAGGCAACAGCCCGUCAGUGGCAAUGACAUCUGCAAUGGCAUCUGGAAGGUCAUCAUCGGGCGCAGCAGGGAGCGCACUCAGCUUCUUCUCCUCCUCGCCCUCCGCCACCCCUCGCUCGCUCUCGCCCAGCCGAACAGCUCCACCGGUCAACCCGCGGCGCUGGCUCGACUGCCUCAAGUCGCACCCACUGAUCGGGCCCAAGAUCACGGCACGAGACGAGGGGCCGCUGCAGUUCAUUCAGGACAUUCGCAUUCUCGACUGCCCCAACAGCGCCAAGGGAGCACGAGUGGAGUUUCUAUUCCGCGCCAACCCCUUCUUUGGCAACAUCAGGUUUGUUAUCACGUUAUUGCCUCUUCGAUCUGUUGAUGCUCUAUCACCCACCCACUUCCUCACCCACUCUCCUUUCUCCUCUCACCAAUCUCCCAACUUUCCCCCUUCCACACUCCUCUCCCUCCAUUUGACCCUCGCCUUCCUUCCCAUUCUUCCCCUCGCUCUCCCUUUCCACCCCUUCUAUCUUCUGAGGCUCUCCAAAAUCCCCUUCCAUGAGCUGAAGCUAUUGGAAGAUGUGGUGACACAGGCAGCGGAGAGAGACAUCGAGGCUCCGGAGAGAAUAGUGACCAACCUGCUGGCAUGGUACUCGCACCUGGGGGAGGGCGCAGGGGACGACGAAAGCAGCAGCUGCGGCAGCAGCAGCAGUGGGACAGAAACCACAGAGGGGGAAUCUCUGGAAGUAGAGAGAGAGGGGAGUGGGAGGAGUAAGGGGAGUGGGAGGAGUGAGGGGACUGAGGAGGGUGAUGGUGGGUGCACUGGUACUAGUAGGUUGAUGGUAGCGGGUGUAGGGGCGGAGAUGAUUAAGGGUGAUGAGAGGAGUGGGGCCCGACUGGUGUGGCGGGAUGGGGUGAGAGUAGAGGAGAGAGGGGACGGGAAGGAGGAGGAAGAGGAGGAGGGGGAGGAAGGGAAGGCGAAGGAUGUGGGAUGGAAGCAGAUAGCUAGCCCCAUCCCGCCUCAACUCUCCACCCAUCGCCCGCCCGCGCUCCUUGCUCCCCCCCAUCCCCUUCCGCCGCUUUCCCCCUGCGCCACCACCCCUCCCCCUCCCCCCUGCCCAGCGCAACCCUGGUCUAAGCAGGGGCUGUGGCAGCUGGGGCUGAGACCCGGCCCAGAUGCGGCUAGGUUGAGAGAGGUGCGCUUGGAUAGCCUCAGUGCUGCUUUGAAGGGGCAAAAGUGGAGGCUGGGAGGGAGGGGGGCGGGUGAAGGGAAGGGGAAGUGGGGAGGAGGGAGUGAUGGGAGUGGGAGUGAUGGGGAGGAGGGUGGGGAGGAGGGAGAGGAGGAGGAGGAGGAGGAGGAGGAGGAGGAAGACGAGGUGGAGAGGUUGGGAGAGAUGCUGAUGAAACUGGAACAAGAGAGAGGGGCGGGGGUUGGGAAGGAGGAGGCGGAGAGGGGUGUGGAGGGAGGAAGGCAAGGUGAGGAGACAAGGGGAGGCGAGGAGGAGAGGGAGGAAGACAUUGGGAGUGAGUCUGAUGAUGGUAUGAUGCCAGGGAUGGUGGAUGGGAGGGAGGAGGAGGAGGAUGGCGAGGAAGGAACAGCAGCUGCAAGAGCGGCAGCUGCAGGAGGAAGGAGUAGAGCGAAGCCAAGCAGCAGCAGCUGCAAGAGCGGCAGCGACUUCAACGCAAGAAUAGAAGCUGGAGAUGAGUUUUACAGAUGUGGAGGGGAAGUUGCAGGGAGGGAGGCAAAUGCAAGCACCGCUUUGACCGCCCCACCCAAGGGGACCUCUGCACCAUCUGGAAGACCAUCCGACACAUCACUUGACACCUUCUCCCACACAUCACCUGAGACAUCACCUGACGGCACACCUGACAGGACCCCUGAAAGCACACCUGAAGGCCACCUGGGGAGCCACGGCAGCUGGAGCCUACGAAUGGGGAGUGAGAGUGAAGAGGCAGAGAUGCCGGGGAUGGGUUGGGCAGAGGAAGAAGAGGACGACUAUGAUGUGCCUCUAGAAGCGUUGCAGAGCCUCCGCCCUGCUGAGCCACACCCUCUCCUCCUCCUGCCGCUCAGACUCACCCACCACACUCCCACCGCGGCUGCUGCCGCUGCCGCUGCGGCUGCGGCGACUGCAGAAGCAGCGGAGGCAGCGGCGGCGGAAGUGGCGGCGGUGACAGCAGCGGCGGGGAUGCAUUCUGGCUGGCCUGCUGCAGGUUGCCUCCCUGCUCAAGCGCCCUCGUACAAACGCUCUGUUUGCCCCCUCUCUCCCCGUUUUCCCCUUGCCUCUCUCUCCUCGUCUAAACUUCUCAAGAUUCCCAUCACCUUCUCAUGUCGAAACGUGUGGGGUGAGUGCGAGUGGUGGAUGCUGCCUUACCGUCGCACAGGGGGGGCGACAGAGACAGAGGAGGGAGAGCAGGGAGAGGAGAACGCGGAGGAGGAAGAUGAGGAUGAAGAGGAGGAGGAGGAGCCUCCAGUGCUGUUAGCUCUCAAGUGGAGGGCAGCUGAGAGAUCCUCCUCUAGCGAGGUGCACCUGCACGGCACGUUUGAGGCUUCUCAGAAGGACUAUCUGCAGAAUCGUUUUUCCAAGGGAGAUAGAGAAUGGCAUGAGGAGGACAAUGGCAGCAGCACGGGCGGACCACCCUUCCAGUCGCACCACCACCACGCCGCCACCUCCCACUCGCCCACACUCCCCCCCCAGACGCACCUCACAGACCUCCCAGAUCCCCUCCUCGCUCUCAUCCUCGCCCGCAUCUCCCACCCUAGCGACAUCUCCGCGUGCCUCCUGACCAACCGCCGCCUGGCCCGCCUCACCCGCUCCUCCCUCUCCCUCCUCGCGCUCCCCCCUGGGGCCCGCAUUAAUAAGAGCGAUCUGCUGCCGUGUUUGGCUGACCCGGGGAGGUAUCCGGGGUUGGUGGGUGUGAUGCUGGGGAGGGAUGCGGUGGAGGAGGAGGGCGAUGAUGUUGUGUUGGCGCUGGCGGCGUGUGGAGAGAGGCUGGUGAAACUGGCCCUGGAUGGCCAGCCCAAUGGCAUGGAUCGCUCCAAGUGCCGUUCGCUCUCCAGUCUCGACUCUCUCUUCCUCUCCUGCACCAAUCUGCAAGCCCUUUCUCUCUGCACCGGUCGCUACACCCGCACGCUCCCUCCCACUCUCUCCUGCCUCUCCGCUCUCUCCUCUCUCACUAUCAACAACAGCGCAUGCAAACUAGUUCCCUCUCCACCUGCUUCAGCAGCAGCUCCACCGCCACCAGCAGAACCAACAGGAGCAACAGGAGCAGCAGCAGCAGCAGCAGCAGCAGCAGCAGCAGCAGCAGCAGCAGCAGCAGCCCACGGUAUAUCCCACCUGAGCCCCUCUCUCCACCACCUCUCCAGCCUCCACUGUCUCGAGCUCAUUAACUGCUCCUCCCUUCGCCACCUGCCCUCCUCCCUCACCUCCCUUCCUUCCCUGCGCCGCCUGGUCCUGCUCAACUGCCCCACCCUCACCGCCCUCCCGCAAGGAAUCUCCCGCCUCUCCUCGCUCUCCUCCCUCGUGCUCCUGCACUGCCCGCUGCUUGCUGGGAGCGAGCGGCAAGGGGAAGCAACAGAGGGGAGAAUUGCAUCAGGCGGAGAGACGCUGCUGCUAGGGCAGGGGACUUGCGAGAGGGGUGAUGAUUCAGCACCGAGGGGUGAGAACGCGGGUAUUGAAUCAUGUGGUAGAGCUUUAAAUGGAGGUCAUUGGAGCAGUGGCAGUGGCAGUGGUAGCGGCAGCGGCAGCGGCAGCAGUGGAGGCGGGAAACUAACAGAGCUGGUGGGCCUGCCGCUGACGAGAGUAGUGGUGGAUUCUCACACUCUCACGCUGCUGCCUCCAUCGCUCAUCUCCUCUCUGCGGCGCAACCUGGUGCUCCUGUCACCCUGA